Ichthyophthirius multifiliis is the source of this 1021-nucleotide messenger RNA. RefSeq names its product tubulin-tyrosine ligase family protein, putative. Lineage: Eukaryota; Ciliophora; Oligohymenophorea; Hymenostomatida. Gene Ontology annotation, cellular component: cilium. The record is from RefSeq and is a predicted model, not a curated record. The transcript has 2 exons. Gene Ontology annotation, biological process: microtubule cytoskeleton organization; protein polyglutamylation. Gene Ontology annotation, molecular function: tubulin-glutamic acid ligase activity; tubulin binding.
AAACAAAAAUUCUUAAGAAUGGAAUAUUAGUUGGCAAGACUCUUAUGUUACUGAAGAUUUUUUGCGAAAAAUGCUUCCUUUUUAGAAAAUAAAUCAUUUUCCAGGCUCAUUUAAUCUCGGGAAAAAAAAUUAGCUUGGUAAAAAUCUAUCAAAAAUGAAAUAAAAACAUCCUUAAGAUUAUGAUUUUUUUCCCAAAACAUGGUUAUUACCUUAUUAAUAUGAAGAAUUAAGAAAUUACUAUGAAAAAUAAAAACCCAAAAAGCCUGUUUUGAUAGUAAAACCAGAAGCAGGUUCAUAAGGGAAAGGUAUAUGCAUAAUAAAGAGUAUUUAAAAAUUAACAAAUGAUUAACAUGUAGUAGUCCAAGAAUAUAUAAAAAAUCCAUAUUUAAUAGAAGGUUUAAAAUUCGAUUUUCGGGUAUAUGUGCUUUUAAGAAGUGUAAAUCCAUUAAAAAUAUUCUUAUAUAGAGAAGGAUUAGCUAGAUUUGCAACUGUGAAAUAUCAAAAGCCAAAAAGAUCAAAUGUUAAAAACUUAUGUAUGCAUUUGACAAAUUAUGCUAUUAAUAAAUUAAAUGAGAACUUUUAAUUUAAUAAGGACGCUUUUUAAGAUAAUAUAGGGCAUAAAAGGAGUCUUUCUUCAGUUUUGAAACUUCUUAGUGAUAAAGAAGUAGAUGUGGACAAACUGCUUGUUUAAAUUAAAUAAAUUAUAAAUAAAACUAUGUGUAGUGUUUAACCUUAUUUAAGUCAUUUGUAUAAUAGUUCAUAAUUAAAAAGUGAAAAUAAUUAAAUGUGCUUUGAAAUUUUUGGAUUUGAUAUUAUGCUGGACUAAUUUAUGAAACCGUUUUUGUUAGAAGUUAAUCAUACUCCGAGUUUUACUACGGAUACUCCUUUAGAUUAUAAUAUUAAACAUUGCUUAAUAAUGGAUACUCUUAUUCUUAUUAAUACUAGAUAUAAAGAUAAAAAAUAGUAAGUUUAAAUAUAUAUUUUUAUAUUUAUAAAUUUAUUUAAUAAAAAGGUAUUUUGA